UUCCCCUGCCCUGACUGUAAUUCUGCAUCCCAGCGCUGCUCAACCGAUCGCUUGACAUAACACAAAUUAGGUACUGAGCGCUCGGCCUGUUCUAUGCUCUGACGCUACUGCUCCCCUUUGUCGACAGCAUUUUUUUUUUGUGCUUUCCUUUUUUCUUUUUCGUAACUUUUUUCUAUGGCAAUUUUACUUCUUGACAUCUCACCUAUUCUUUCGGGAUAAUCGGCGUGUUUGCUUCAAAAUAUUGAUCAAAAGGUGCUACUUGCUGCGUUUCGUUCCGUUCCGUACGUACAGACAGACCUACCUUACCUACCAGGUAGUUGAGUUGCGGUACUUGCCUACACCUACCUACCUGCCUUGUUUCCACGGUACUUGCGAAGGCUCCGCGGUUAAAAACUGCGCUACUCGGUCGGUCCGGACCUUCACCAAAAGCCACACUCACCCGCCAUCCGUCUAUUUAUCACUCGAAAUCAACCACCGCAUUUGACAUUGCAUUGCAUUGGGCGUCAAGACUUCAUCACCCUUUUGAGACGGGGUGCAUGGCAUUCCGUCCAACAUGAUUCGCCCUCUCCAGUGCCCAAGACGUCCUGCAAGCUAAGUCCCCUUCAGCGGCAAGUGGCAUGACAAGGCCUACUCGCAACCUACAUUCCAAUCCAACAACUUCCAUCCUCUCGCCAUGGAUCGAACAGAUGCCAAUCCACAGGUUUCAUCCAGCAAUGUCUCCUCGGCCACUAGCUCUCCACUUCCCUCGAGGGAGCCUUCUCCGACUAGGUCUUUGAGACAGUCUAUUGCCGCGGCGAGGAAUCCCGCAGGACCCGGGACGCGCUCGCGCAAGAACAGCCAGAACGAUUCUCGGGCUGCGACACGUAACAACGGCGUGACUGCACAACUGCAACAAAAGAACCUCUUUGGAGCUACCGCGCCCACCCUCAUGCCCACCUCGACCGAAGCGAACCCCAGGUCCUCGUUGCCCCAAAAAUCGUCUCCUACCGCCCUCGUUCUCGAACCACAGCGUGACUCGCCCAGGUGGCCAGUCUCGCCUCGUCUUAGAUCUCCGCCACCUAUAUUGAACAAACCCCCAGUUGUCAAUUUUCAACGGUCUACGCCUCCUUUGCCCUCCGAUCAGAGCUAUUCGGACGUUGAGGCCGACGAGGGCCAUUUACAACCUGGGAUGCGAACACCGGCCCGAGCUGCCAAUACUUCAACAUCAACCCUCGAAACCGUGCAGGAGGUGAGCCCGCUUGCAUCACCGUCAUUAGAAGCCAUCGGCGCUGCUCUGGAGAACUUGCAAGAGAGCCUUGCCGCAGAGGGGAGCUCUCAGGUCGAUCCUACCGAGUAUCCGGCGAGUCAGGCUAGCAAAGCCGAAAGUGGAAGCGAAUACGGUACCGUUCGACGAGCGAAUGUGACGUCCGCACCCCCUCAGCUCAUAAGCCGGCAGUCCAGCACUUCCAACCUUGCGAGGAGCGCAAAGAACAAACCCAGCGAGGGUACAGUCAAGACCAUGACAGUAGAAACCGAGACAGUCACAUCGAUUCCGAGCGUGGCGUUAGCUCCAUCGGGAAUUCAGGGGGCCAAUGGGAGUCUGCGGACGAAGCCAAGCUCCGAAACUAUCCGUCCUAAAAAGGAAAAGAAGAAGUCGGCCAGGAAACAGCAGGCGGUGCAGAACAGUGCCGCAUCGUCCAAAGCCGACAACUUCGAAGCCAAGAUUGCUAGUGCCGUUGACGAGGCCGACACGUCUGACUCGGAGGAAACGUUUGUUUAUGAUUCUAACCCUCCAGAUGCCCGCGACAGGCCACACUCGAAUCGGUUCCACUCGCGAACUCCCAGCGCUGCCUCAAUGGUGAGCCAACUUGCUGCUGACCGGAAUGGCAUGCGUUCGAUACACAGCGUCAUGGAUGGUCAUGCUCCUGCAGCUAGUCUGGCCCUCAAAAAGAAGAAGUUCUCCAACUCUUACAGCACGAGCAGUAACAACGCCGGGUCGGGCCCGGCGGCUGAUGGCAGUCCGAUGCUUCAUGCCACCGAGGACGAUGGGCAUACUAGGGGUGGCUCGUCGAACCAAGGCUCAGCUCGUGGCACGGCGCAUCGCCAACCUCACCACCAUUUUGGGGUGUGGGGGCGCAAUGCCGGAGGCAACGGUCAUACGUAUCUGUUCGACAAUGAAUCUCCUUUCAGUUCUGGCCCCAAAACCAGGCUAUCAGGUAGUAGUGGCGUCGUCGGCUCUGUGCGACCCUCACCUGGCCCACCGAGCCCUCGCUUUACCAACUUGUCGUCACCCCGAAAUGCUGCCGGAAGUGGCAAAAAGAAUCAGGGCUACGGGGCUAUGGGGAUGUACGAUCUAGACGAUACGACUACAACAGGUGCCGACGAUGAGCGGGCAUCGCUCCUGCCAAGCUCGGUUCGAUCUAACAGGUCUCGCCGAGGACCUCGUUCAUAUCAUCAUCACUCCCUCGGUGGGGGUCAUCAUCUACCUCACGUACCCUACCGCCAGCACCUUCACGGACACCCGCCGUCGUUGCUGAAUAGAAUGGCCAGCUGCCUAGUACUGGCUGUUAUGCUUCUACUAGUAGUGUCGGGGGCCAUUGGCUUUAUGUUUGCCACGUCUCAGCCCCUCACCAACGUUGAGCUUGUUAAAAUUGCAAACGUCAUUGCUAGUGAACAAGAGCUCAUGUUCGACAUGACCCUCAAGGCACAAAAUCCCAAUGUCGUCGUCGUUGUGGUAGAUUCUUCAGACCUGGAAAUAUUCGCCAAAUCACCGCACGCGGGAACCGAUGCCGACUGGAGGCCCGCCGGAACCAAGUCAAAUCCAUCUCGGCCGCGCUCGUCGAGACGAAAAGGUAGAGGGCGCGGGGCAUCUGGUACCUUGCCAUUUUCGUUGGCCCCGGUAGACUCUCUCGACGAACCGAGCGACGACCAGCCGGCUGAUGACACGGCUCCAAACAUGCGCUUGGGCACGAUUUUCGACCUGGACCAGCCCUUCUCCUUCGAAGGAUCUUUCUUCAACAAGGGAGCCUCGAUCUCUACAGGCGGUCUUCGGUUACAGCGACCUGGUAACGGGACCGAAGGCGGCACGGAAAGAUGGGAACGUAUAGUGGAGGACGAAUUCGAUCUCAUCCUCAAGGGCGUUCUCAAAUAUACGCUGCCCCUGAGCCAGCGCGUUCGCACCAUUGCCAUUGCUGGCCGCACACAAGUCAAACCAAACUCGGCCAAUGAUCCGGGCACGGGACCGAAGAAGCCUGACUAAAUGAAAAUCGUUGAAAGUUCCUUGGCUGCCCUUUCCAGCUAGCGCUCCACCUCGAGGGCCCAACUUCUUUCUUUUACAACUUCCAAUUUACGUUUACAUGUUGCCAUUUUCUCAUACAGGUAGCUGAGGGGUUUUUUUCCUAUUUUAUUUCAACAGCAGGUUUCGAUCCGGUCAGCACUUUUUUACAAGGUGAACAUCAUCUCUUAUUAGCGAAAGGAGUUUCGGUUUAGGCGAAAGUAACACAAAUCCCCAGGCGCGUCAUGAGGGCCAUCACCCAGAAUUACAAUAUAAAGUCAUGUUCUUUUAUUUUUAUUCGCCUCCGUGCAGCCUUUGCGUCCGACACUGCCAUUUUUACACUCGUUCACAACUCGGAUGUCGAUUAUCGCAGCCCCUUUUACACUUUCCAUACCCACGUUGUAGAUCAAUGAUUCGACGAGAAGAUAAAUUCAAGAAGCGGCGGAACAAAAGGAACUAGAUUAUAGAAGUGUACGUUGACCGGGAGAAACCCAUGGUCUUCCUCGCUGUCAGGUCACUGUGAAUAUGUGCAUAUCUUUGCUAAUGUUAGUGUAAGAAAGACC
Pyricularia oryzae 70-15 is the source of this 3816-nucleotide messenger RNA. RefSeq lists its product as hypothetical. Gene Ontology annotation, cellular component: fungal-type vacuole membrane; PAS complex. Gene Ontology annotation, biological process: protein localization to vacuolar membrane; vacuole inheritance; positive regulation of phosphatidylinositol biosynthetic process. The record is from RefSeq and is a predicted model, not a curated record. Lineage: Eukaryota; Fungi; Ascomycota; Sordariomycetes; Magnaporthales; Pyriculariaceae. The transcript has 2 exons. Bases 674 to 3238 code for a protein of 854 amino acids.